AUGGCUGAAGAAGGACUGCUUAGUGAAGUUUCCACCGAUAUUUUGCUCACAGAAAACAAAGAACUUGGCCUUAGCGGAGUUUUGUUUGUUGAAAAUGUUGUAACCUUUUGCAAGAAGGAGCGCAUUAAUAUCCCGACGUUAUAUACGUUGUGCCAAGUUCUUCAAAGCCGUUUUGUGAGUAUGCGAAAGAAUAUGGAGAGCACGAUCAAUCUGUUCUUAUUAAAUAUCACAAAGAUGAAGGAGGAGAUCAACGUUCUGGAACUGUUGAUCCAGAAGAAAGAAGCUGCGGAGGAGACCAAGAAUUUCUUCAACCUCGCUUCCUUGCUGUUUGUUGAGUCUCGCAUUCCUCCCCAAGACAAGUGCUACGUGAAACUCAGUCCUACUGUGAUCGUGGAGAUGACGUUGGAGGAAGCCUUGAAGUUCUCUCAAGAUAAGUUGGCUGCAUUGACAAAGAACGAGGAGAAGAUUCGCCAGCAAUACAACUACUACAGAGACCAGGAGACGAUUUUGACAUUGAAUAUGAAUCGUUGUUACGCCUAUAUUCAGAGUGAUUUGAACAAGUCAAAGUGA
Messenger RNA from Blastocystis hominis, 570 nucleotides. RefSeq lists its product as hypothetical. Gene Ontology annotation, biological process: protein folding; microtubule-based process; tubulin complex assembly. NCBI's taxonomy places the organism in Eukaryota, Bigyra, Opalinata, Blastocystidae. Gene Ontology annotation, molecular function: tubulin binding. The record is from RefSeq and is a predicted model, not a curated record. Gene Ontology annotation, cellular component: cytoplasm; prefoldin complex. The transcript has 6 exons. The coding region runs from base 1 to 570 and encodes 189 amino acids.